This is a messenger RNA of Morchella importuna, 957 nucleotides long. RefSeq lists its product as uncharacterized. Lineage: Eukaryota; Fungi; Ascomycota; Pezizomycetes; Pezizales; Morchellaceae. Bases 1 to 957 code for a protein of 318 amino acids. The record is from RefSeq and is a predicted model, not a curated record. The transcript has a single exon. Gene Ontology annotation, molecular function: protein binding.
AUGCUCUCCACCGUCCCCAACGAGAUCCUCUUCACCAUUGCCGAAAACCUCUCUCCCGGCCCCCUUCUAAACCUUCUCUUAACAUGUCGCUCCUUCCACCAUAGCCUGUCCCGCCUCAUGCUGCGCCAUGCCCUCGCCAACAAAGACUUCACCCCCGCGCUGGUAUGGGCUUCCAUCGAAGGCCACGUCCCGCUCAUAAAAACCAUUCUCGCCCACACCCCCGCGUCAGACGAGGCGACCAAGAUGGAGGAGAUUGCGCUCCGCGAAGCCUGUGACCACGGGUCCCUCAAAUCUGUGGAGACCCUCCUCGACCACGGUGUCCCCCACACGCCUCCCGAGGAUAACGACAGACGUUACCCGCUUGCUAUAGCGGUCUACAAAUGCCACCUCCCCGUCGUGCGUCUCCUCUUGUCGCGCGGUGCAGUGCCGGAUGUUUGGCCGGGGUAUCCGCCGAUGGCAUUCGACCUCUGCCGCAACGGAGAGGUGGAGAUCCUGCGUGAGCUGCUAGCAGCGGGCGCGGAUCCGAACGCGAGGAACAAUCACAUGAGCAGUUGCUUUACCCUCGCAGCGGAGUAUGGGCAUCUGGAAUGUCUGAAGGUUCUGCUGGAGUAUGGGGCGGAGGUGGACGUGGUGGAUAGAGACAACGACACGCCGAUGAUUCUGGCGCUUUACUGCGAAAGGUGGGAUGUGGUGGAGUUUCUACUAGAGCAGGAGGAGUGCGACCUUGUGACCAGGAACCUGCGCGGGUUCGACCCGCUGAACCUGGCGUGUAUAACGGGGCGGGCGGAUGUGGUCAGGAAGAUAUUCUCGAAGCAAGUGCCUGGGCAUGACACCUUCUGGUAUGAAAGAGAGCUUGUUCCGAUGGUUUCGUUGGCGCGGAUGAGGCAUCGUGAGGAGGUGGUCGAGGUGUUGGAACAGGAGAUACUGAAGCUUUGGUUGGCGAGCUCGACGCUCUAG